Molecule: messenger RNA, 642 nt
Organism: Pichia membranifaciens NRRL Y-2026
Lineage: Eukaryota; Fungi; Ascomycota; Pichiomycetes; Pichiales; Pichiaceae
Exons: 1
Coding region: 279-500 (73 amino acids)
Source: RefSeq, a predicted model, not a curated record
AGGCAAAAAAGGAUGAUUUGAGGAAUUGCCUAAUGCGGCAACAGACUAACUGUAUUUGUACAGGGUCAGUACUGUGUGAUCCAAUCUUAGUCUUCCUCCGUACACUACGGACUCGGGAGCCAGAGCAGGGCAGAUCGAUGGAUCUUUCCUUACCAGUGGGAUGCACAGCAAACAUAGCAUACUGGGCAAUUAGUAUGGGGGCUCAGAAGGGAAGGUUCCGAUUUGUUGCCCCGUUUUGUUACCCAUCUCAAAAAUGCUCCGCUGUCUGGUCUCUCGCAAUGUCUCCCUCUUGCUUUUGCCACCUGGCCGUCUUCCUGUUGCUCCUUCUUCUUGUAGUUGAGUUCUGUUUGUUUCUGAAAAAAGCAGAAAGGUCUGUUCGUCAGCGGAAGAUACCCAGAACACACCAGCACCUCUCUAUCAUCCAUCGCAUCAGUACUAAGCAGCAUAGCAAAUUUGCUUUCCAACCAACCAACCUUCCUUCCUGCCUUUUCCUCUCUUAGAACAGAGAAAAACAAUUAUUUUCUCCAUAAUAUAGAUAUAUAAGAGUCUCACUUUUCGCCAUUAAUAUUGAACCACGUUCAGUCUAUCUUUGUCUUUGAAAAAAUACCAUUCCUAUAAUUUUCUAAACCUGUUUCCAAUUAU